Durusdinium trenchii is the source of this 2712-nucleotide messenger RNA. The record is from the annotation of a GenBank genome assembly. Lineage: Eukaryota; Dinophyceae; Suessiales; Symbiodiniaceae.
AUGUUCAUCGGCCUGAACGAGGAAUGGCGACUCCUUCAACUGCUGAUCUUGGUGCGGAUUACUAAGGUCAAGAGGGGCCUGAUUUUCAUCGAGAACCAUUUGGCUGCCCGUGGAAAUAUCAAGUUGGUGCUCUACUUGACGAUCUUCCGGUGCAUCGUUCAGAUCCUGGCAGUGAACCAUGUCCUUACCUGUUUCUUCUUCUGGCUAGGGACAUGGGAAGCAAGAAACGCUGAGCCUAAUUGGAUCCAGACAUACAACAUUGGAGACGAUAGCUAUAGCCUUGGUUUUCAGUAUUUCUUGACCUUCAAUUGGGUGAUCGCACAGUAUACACCUGCUCCUUUCCCUUUGCAACCUCAAAAUUUUCGGGAGCAAGUCUUCGUGGUGGGCAUCAUUCUUACUUGCUUGCCAUUGCUCGGAUCAGAGAUUGGGAAGGUGAGUGGUACCGUGAAUCUGCUCAAUGAGAAGGCUCGGGAGCGGGACACGCUGCGACGCGAUCUUCAGAGAUGGCUUCGCAAGACUGAGGCAGCAGAGGUCUUGUCUAGACGGAUCUUGGCAUCGCUCAACGAUGUUCUAACAUCCAAGGAUUCCCCGCUCGACGUGAAGGAGCCGAUGGCGCUGAAGUUUCUGCCCAGCACUCUGCUGGAAGAGCUACGGAUCCUGAAAAUGAGUGAAAAACUCUCGAGCCAUCACCUUUUCAACAUGUUGAUGGACCCGAAGUUGGGGAUCUCUGGCGAUUUGAGCUCGAUCUUCAAAGUGAAGCAUGUAGUUCAAGGGGAGAGUGCUUUUCAAGCAGGAGAGCGUGCAGAAGGCCUUUGCAUCACCCAGAGCGGUGCUUUUCACCUACACCAGCCUCCGAAUGGAAAAUCGGCCACGUCGAGAGGCACUCAGCCUCAAUCCCAAGCCCUGGUGAAGUUGGCGAGCCGAAAAUCGGCACAGCACUUUUCCGUGAAAGCAGGUGAAGAGCUGAAGGAUUUGGGUGGGCUGCAACUCUUGAACAACGUUUGGAUUGCUGAAGCCUGCCUUUAUUGUGGCAUGUCCCAUUCCUGCUGCCUCACUGCCAGGACCUACUCCAAAGUGCUUUCCGUCGCAGUGCCGGACUUCGUCGCGGUCAUCAUGCAGUUUCCAGCCUCGGUGGUGGCGGUGCAUGAAUACGCGGUCUACAUCAUACGUUGGCUCACGGAGAACCGUGGUGAGAUUUGGGAAAUCACGGACGAUGAAGUCAUUGCAGAAGGAGUGCAGCGCACGCAGCUCUUGGACUUGCUGGUGCCGGGCACCGGGCGCAUCCAUCGCUUCAAGUCGUCGACGCAGACGGACUUCUCGGACAUGAUACUGUGUCUCACCCGGCAGGGGCAAAGCAACAAGGAGAUCAUUGAGGAGAUUAAGUUCUAUAUGCCAGAGCUCAGAGCCGAUGGUCUUUAUGGAAACCUGGGAUGUGAUGAUGAAAAGCAACGGGCCUUUCUUUCAGUGCUGAGUGCGGUUUGGCUGGUCAAGGGUGACUACACCAGUAUGGUCGAAUGCCAAAAGCCAGGGGCGCGCUUGCGCAUGCAAACCUUCAACUUGAUCAGAGAGAAUUUAUGCAUUAGGGAGAUGACCACCAGCCAGAUCACAGUAGCAAUCUUGAUUUUGGCCAUCCGUGGUUUGAGCAAAACUGAUGAUGUGGCACGGCUGUGCCCCCCUUCUGAACGUCGUAGGCCUGAAGACGUUCUCUACUAUGCCGUCAGUAACUUGGAUCCGUACCUGCCUUCAAUAGCUUCGAUCAAGGGCGAAGUCUUCGACAUGAUGAUUUGCACCGUUCGCAUGCUGGGCGAAUUCAACUUCGCCCAGCUGCUUCAAGGAGAGAACAACCCUCAUUCAGUUUGGCAGCUGCAGAGUGCUCGCAAGGAAGAAGGGCAAGAAGUCUUUUCAAUUUUCCUCUUAGUGCACGUGUGCAUCUUAUGCGGCGUCACUGGAGCAGUCACCUUGGAUGGCUCAUUGUUUCUCACUGAAUUGAAUGGGCGCUCUGUGUUGAAGGGCCUGGCCUGCUUGCAGGAUCUCUCCAACAAAGAGCCGCCAAAUAUCUACUGGCAUUACAUCGCGGUGCGCGCCGAAGCACUGCAGCUCAAAGUGCAAGAGGCCAGCCAUUUGGUUUUGGCCCGCUUGGCUUGCUUAACACGCACCGUGGACACCGAGUCAUUGAAACAACUCAAUAAUGAUUGGAACGCCUUAUCCGAUUCCGAGCAGAAUGCCCUCCAGGAGAUUUUCUUGCUGGAUGGACAUACGCACAAGGCCUUUAUGUUCAUGUACUUGCCGCUGUUCUUGACGAAUGCCAUGGGGAACAAGGGUCUUGGACUACGAGCAGGGUUGCAAGGGUUAGUUGAGCUCUACAACAAGUUGCUCAAACACCAAUGCCUCAAAGAGGAUGUCUCUACAGUGAAGGUGGAUAUGUCAGCGCUCGCCAACUUGGCGAAGGGCGUUGAUGACUACAAACUCUUGCGGCAAUGCUUGGACCACUCCAGAAUCGUCAAACAUGUACAUGGGGUCACCGUGCUGAUGACCGCAAAGAGCUAUCAAGUGCUGUCGGGGCAGCUGGUGACCGAGAACCGGAGCGUGGACAUGUUGGAGAUGGUGGUGGCUCGGCAGAGGCAACUCGAGGCGGCCAUGAUUCCCAAGGAAGUCCGCCCAUUGCCCCUCCUUCAAGUCAGCGAAGAAGAAGUCGUGGAAGAUAUGUUUUGA